This is a messenger RNA of Oryzias latipes (Japanese medaka), 3576 nucleotides long. It is a transcript of the gene ccdc178, whose product is annotated as coiled-coil domain containing 178. NCBI's taxonomy places the organism in Eukaryota, Metazoa, Chordata, Actinopteri, Beloniformes, Adrianichthyidae. The record is from RefSeq and is a predicted model, not a curated record.
ACGUUCCUCAACUUUAUUGGUAAAACCCCCAAAAUGCAAGAGAUUAUCUUUUAAACACAAGAAUUGAGGUUGUAAACAUUUAUAUUUGGCAAACCUGUUUAAAAGAAAUGCUUCACAAGUCCAACUUUAUUUCUUUUUUGUGCUGUAUAUUUGUGUAAAUGGAGCACCUGUAAUUAAAAACAAAAACAAAAAAACAACCUCCCUUCAGGGAUUAAAGAACAAUAAUCUGAUUACUUUUAAACAAAUUUGUGAAAGAGUUUAAAUAUGAAAAAAAUCCAUGGUACAUUAUUUGCAAGAUACAAUAAAAAUACUUGCCAAAGCUUUAUUUAUUUUCCUGCUUUUAUAAAGGACAUUCAAUCAAAACAUUUUUUUAAAUAUGUAAGGAUUGUGAGAUUAUUAUUCGCAACAAGAUGUUUGGAAAUGUUUGGAAAUCAGAAUGAACAACCCCUCUUGAAUGUAACUCAUCGCCUCCCUUGUUGCUAAGCAACCUUAGCAGGAGAUUGAAGAAGACUUUUAGUCGUUUCAUCCGAGAAGGAAAACUUUCCUUAAACGCAGCUGUAGAGUUUCUGCACUGACUUGAAGGCAGGAAACCAAAAGUGUAUCAAUGCAGGCAAACCCAUGUCUGGUGUAGAACCUCUCAACUCUCCAACCAGGAAGGAACCAAGCAGUCAACCAGAUCUUGGAGCUGUCUGCUUCGAUGGUUCCUCGCCAUGCGUCAACAUGAUUAGUCACCAUAUCACAGAGAUGAAGAAGCUAAUGGAAAGCUGGUGUCAACAGUCUGGAAAAGAUGAGACACAAACAAACCAGGACAAGGUGCAUCAAAGUAAGACACUGACUCUAAAGGAGAAGGUAAAUGGCGUCCUGGCAGAGACUCUGCACCUGACGGAGCGUUUGGAGGCGGAUCGUCAGAAUGCAGAAAAGGCUCUGCUCCAAGAAAAAGAAAAAAGUAGAUAUUUGAAGAAUAAAUUUGACCCGAUUUUAUUGUGGAAGCAAGAGGAGCAUUCUUCAGUUGUCCAGAAAGAGCAAGAGGCGUGCAGAAAAGACAUCAAGCAAUUAAAGACUCAGCUAAGACGGGAAAGAAAGAAGCUCAGCCAGGUCCAAGAAAAGCUUUCCCGCGCCACAGUUUUGAACCAGCAUAUGCAGGAGGACUUCAGCUUAGUCCGAAAACAAAUUCUCAUUGUGACAGAAGAUCUGAAGCGUCAGAGUGACGUCAUAGAUCAAUUAAAGACGACCCAAGCUGAGGUGGAUGAUGUUUGCACAGAAACACAAAGCAAUCUUCUCCAUGCUCAGAAGAAGUUAAAAGCGGCUCAAGUUGACGCCGACAAAGAAAAACUGUUAAUGGAGUGUGAGCUCCUGCCGAUGCGGAAACGAACAGAAGAACGAUUGGAGGAAUUAAACCGGUUAAAGAUGGCUGAGAAAGAACUGAUAGCUGAGAUCAAGGACGCUGAAGAGGAUGUUAAUCUUACAGAAAAUACUUGUGCACUCUUAAGUCAGCAAAUUUCUCAGAUGGAGGAGUGUGAGAAAUGUGAAAAAGACAGGAUUUCACAGCUGAAGCUUCAAAUAGAAGAAAAAGUAUUAAAGAAUAGAAAACUGAGCUCAGUAAAGGAAGACAUUGAGAAAACAAAACAUCAAGGACAAGCAGAAGUUUCCUGCAUUGAAGAACAGCUUCAAGCUAAACGUGAAGCUUUUGCACGGCUCCUCAAAGAAAACAUUCAAUACGAGCAGAAGAUAGAGGACUGCCAACUAAAGAUCUGUCAGAGUGAAAAAACAUUGAAGCAGAUCCGCAAAGAGACCAAAGAUAUCCUCCUGGAUAUCAGUUACAGCGAGGAGCAGCAAAAGAAGGCUGCAAAGAAACUGAUGCAAGUUGCAGCUCAACACCGUAACAGCCAAAGCGAGCUCAACGAAAAGAAGCAGCUCACUAUUUUGCAAGAAAAAAGGGCCAAGGCAGAAAUUGAUGAUUUAAACCAAGAGCUGUCAGAUCUGAUGACUGUUGAGGAAUCUUACAAGGUUGAGCUUGAGCAGGUCAAUACUGAAUUGAAGGAAAAGCAAAUAAGUUCCGACCAAAUCAAUCAAGACCUUCAAAAAGAGUUUGAGGAUGCAGCCUCAAAAGCUAAACAUCUAGAAGCAAAUGUCAAGGAAAUUCGGGAAAUGACAGAAAAGUUGGAAAAAAUUCAGUCUGAUCAUGAGAAGAUGGUAAUCGAAUUGGAGCAAGAGCAAAAACUCAGGUGUGAUCAGCUGAAAGCUGCUCUGGAUUUAUGCGAAGCCACUACAAAGAGAUGUGAUAUAAUAUUGGAAAGAAUCACUGACCUCGUGAAUGAAUGUGGACAUUAUAACAACGCUUCCGAUCAAAUGGAAAAAAAUGUGGAGCAAAUGCAGGAAGAAAUUGCAGAGCAGCAGAUGGAUCUUAAUGUGGUGGAGUUCAAACACAAAUCAGCUGCACAGAUCAUGAGAAUCUUGAGGUCUGAUAUUGAAGCCUGCAAAGAACGAACACAGCGAUCUGUGCAGACACAUGCGACUCUGGUUACAGCAAGAAGAAAGCAAAUGCAAGAUACCAAGGAAUUUCUACAAACCACACUGGUGGAGAACCAACUGUUGGCGAGUAAAUACAAAAACCUCCAGAAGACCCUCAUGGAGGUCAAACAGGAGGCAGUUUCAGCACUCAGUGAACAGAACCGUUCACAUCAAGCGUUCAACAUUUACACUCAGCUCUCUAUGAUGCAGAAGAGGAUGCACAAAGCUUUUGAGAAAUACUUAAAACAACGCAGCCUCCACAGCCAGGCUGAACUGGACCGGUGCCAGGCUCUUUCCAAAGAGACCUACCAGAAAAUGAAAACAGCCGAGGAGAAGUUGUCAGAAGAAAUUGGGCUCAUCUCAGAAUUCCUGGAAUCCCUGACGGAUGAGUCUGCCGCCACCAAUGACGCUGGGGUGAAAGCACAAGCCGGCCCAGAUGCUGCUGGAUCCAAUGAGUAAACGCCUUCGGUUUCAACAGCAGUGUAAUUGGACAUUCACCUGUACCAGACAACUUACUUACCCCAGCACGCUUCAGUAUUCACCCCCCCCCCCUCCCCUCCUUUCCCUUUUACUUGCAGCAAAUCCAUAACAAUGAAACAGGUGACUUUCAUGCUGCUGUCAGGACUGAUCUAAUUUUAGCUGGGUGAAUGAUUGCAAUUGGCUUUGCCUCAUCAGAUAAUUAAUCUAUGUCACCAUUAAUUGGGAAAGAGAAUAAUUACAGGCCGUGUUGACAGAAAUUCUACGCUUCUCCAGAUUCCAAGAUCUAAUUACAACUAGUGAAACCCUGUGACCUUAACUAGCACCCAACCUACCUCGGCCAACUUGACCAUGUCCACGUAGAGACCCAUCUGCUCACGGAUCCAGGAUUUUUAGGACAGCAUUUUGUUCGACCAGCUAAAACUUCCCCAUCCGUCACUCCUCAACGUUCAAUUUUCAUUUUGUGGAAGUUCAGCCUUUUAGAAGUUUUUCUGGAAGUUUUCAACUCAACUUAUGGAAGUUUUCAAUUCAUCUCCAGCGCACAAUGAGCUAGAGAUGAAUGAUUAAUGAAUAAAUUUAAAUGCUUCA